This is a messenger RNA of Dovyalis caffra, 300 nucleotides long. Lineage: Eukaryota; Viridiplantae; Streptophyta; Magnoliopsida; Malpighiales; Salicaceae. The record is from the annotation of a GenBank genome assembly.
AUGAUAGCCAAAGGUGGUGCAUUUGGUGGAAAUAGAGGAUUGAGGCCAGUACCACCAGAAAAAGGCAUCUUCCCCUUGGACCAUUUGCAUGAAUGUGAUUUGGAGAAGAAAGAUUACCUCAACUGUCUCAAAUCUUCUGGUCACCAAUCUGAAAAAUGUAGACUUUUCUCAAAAAAGUACCUAGAAUGUCGUAUGGCAAAAAACUUGAUGGCUAAGCAAGACAUGUCAGAACUUGGGUUUGGAAAUGUUUCUGAGAUAGAUGCUUCAGUAGAAAAGCCCAAUGAGAGGAUUAAUAACUGA